Molecule: messenger RNA, 627 nt
Organism: Pneumocystis murina B123
Lineage: Eukaryota; Fungi; Ascomycota; Pneumocystomycetes; Pneumocystales; Pneumocystaceae
Exons: 2
Coding region: 1-627 (208 amino acids)
Source: RefSeq, a predicted model, not a curated record
AUGACAAAUGUUAAUGAAAUAGAUAAGAUUUUAGAAAAUGAAGAUGCAGAAUAUGCGAAGGAUCAAGAAAUUGAAAGAAUUUUGAAUGCUUUUAGACUGGAUGCAUAUUCUGUCUUGGAUCUUCAGCCAGGAGUAAGCACUAGUAAUAUUCAAAAUGCAUUUCGUAAAAAGUCACUUUUAAUUCAUCCGGACAAGACAAAAAAUCCUAAAGCUCCAGAUGCAUUUGAUCGUCUUAAAAAGGCGGAAUCAGAGUUAAUGGAUCCUAAAAUUCGUGAGAGAUUAGAUACGGCAUUUGCUACAGCAAGACGUAUGCUAAUACAAGAGCGUAAAUGGACACUGGAUCAUCCAGAAUUAAAUACAGAGGCAUUUCGAAUAGAAGUACGAGAAAAAACAAAAAGUGUGUUGAUUGAAGAUGAACUUCGAAAAAGAAAAGCUCGUCAGAUUAAAAUGGCAGAAGAGGGAAGGGAAAAAAAACGUCUUGAAGAUGAAGCAGAAGAACGGAAACGAAAAAAAGAAUAUGACAAGGCUUGGGAAGAAAAUCGGGAAAAUAGAAUCAAUAGUUGGCGCGAUUUUCAAAAAGUAGGUCCUCAAAAGAAGAAAAGACAAAAGCAGAAGGUUCUUGGUUAA